GAACGGAGGACAGGGUCAGCGAAGAGGCCGAGCACCUCCGCAAGAACGACGUGGUUGAGGUCCAAACCAAGCUGAAGACCCUGCUGUCGAACCUCUUCGAGCUGGAGAGGGAUCUGGAACUCCAGGAAGAGAAGCGGGAACGUGAAGACUGCAUGGAGGGGGAGAUUCAGGAUGACUUUGCCAACAUCGCGAACGUUCACAAGCCCAACGACGGCGACGGCGCCGAGCCUGA
Messenger RNA from Symbiodinium sp. CCMP2456, 232 nucleotides. Lineage: Eukaryota; Dinophyceae; Suessiales; Symbiodiniaceae. The record is from the annotation of a GenBank genome assembly.